This is a messenger RNA of Aureobasidium pullulans EXF-150, 1122 nucleotides long. RefSeq lists its product as uncharacterized. The record is from RefSeq and is a predicted model, not a curated record. Lineage: Eukaryota; Fungi; Ascomycota; Dothideomycetes; Dothideales; Saccotheciaceae. The coding region runs from base 1 to 1122 and encodes 373 amino acids. The transcript has a single exon.
AUGUCUGCUCGUGCACACUCUCCACCCAUCUCGACUUUCAGCUCUCAAUCUGACACUGCUCCUAUCGUCUCUCCGCAGCUCGACACAUCCUCCACCACUGCUUCAGCAAAGACCAGCAAGAGACGACUCUUCGGACUUGGAAAGAAAAAGGACAAGGCCGCCGACAGCAGCAGCACCGUCAUGGACGCGACAAACAACGCGACGCAAUCUUCACCAAUCGCCAGGCCAGCAAACAUGAUCCCUCUCACCUCGUCCCCCUCUCCGCCCAAUCGCUUUGUCGCAGCUUCACCGACGCGUCUACCAUUUGCCCUGGCUUCGAGCCAAUCCACCUCGACACUGGCCUCGUCGCAGAUCUUCGAGCGCAACGUCCAAGAGUCAGCUGUACCCAGCGAAAUGUCGGAUGCCAUCCCGGCUCACAUCCAGACCGAAGACCAUAUUCCUGCUGUCCUCGAGGCCUCGUCACUUGCAAUCACAGACAACCAUCUGAACCCGGACCAAGUCGAGAUUGUCACACACACGGCGCACCAACCUGCUUCCGAGAAGGUUGCAGAGGGCACAGCCAGCGCUCUUCACUCGGACGCCCAACUGCCAACCUCACCCCAGGACUCGCGGCAUGAGAGCUUCCACUCGGCUGGCUCGCAUCCGCCGGACGCCGAUGACGCGGCAUCAAACUACGGAGCCUUGGAUCCUGCCGAUGUGCGCAGAUUGAGCUUCAUCUCGUUCGCCGACGUUGUACAAGCAGAACAGGCCGAGUCUAAAGAUUCUCUUCAUCACGCAACAAUGUCAGCCAGUUCUUUUGGUCACAUGCAAACCCACUCUCCUCCAAUGCCUCGCUCGCCGUCACCUACGCGCUCACCACUAUCUUCGCAAUACUCGCAAGAAGUCACGACACCUCCGCUUGGGAGUAACCCAACCUCAAUCAAGGGUUUCGACAUGAGCCCAGUACGCAGCCCAAUCGGCAGUCCUCAUCACCAGCAACAUGGAGAGCUCACCAUUGAAACGAUGCGCCAGGCGCUGCGCAAGACAGCCAGUGGUGACUUUACAGGAGCCAAGAUAGUCCCAUACCCGACAGGCUCCACCGGAUUCGAAGACGCCGGUCUCGAAAGACAUGGCUUCAGAUGA